AUGGCUACUUUGCACUUCGUUCCCCAACAUGAGGAAGACCAGGUUUACUCCAUUUCUGGGAAGGCACUCAAGCUAACCACCAGUGACGAUAUCAAGCCAUACUUGCAAGAACUGGCUGCUUUGAAAAUCUGCACCAAAUUAGACUUUUCAGGUAAUACCAUUGGUACUGAAGCGUCGGAAGCAUUAGCUAAAUGUAUCGCUGAAAAUACUCAGGUCAGAGACUCUUUGGUUGAAGUAAAUUUUGCCGAUCUAUACACUUCGAGAUUAGUUGACGAAGUCGUCGAUUCGUUAAAGUUUCUGUUGCCUGUUCUAUUGAAAUGUCCUAGCUUGGAGAUUGUGAACCUUUCCGAUAAUGCCUUUGGGCUAAGAACAAUCGAGUUACUAGAAGAUUACAUUGCACAUGCUGUGAAUAUUAAACAUUUGAUCUUGAGUAACAACGGUAUGGGCCCCUUUGCUGGUGAAAGGAUUGGUAAGGCCCUAUUUCAUCUUGCUCAAAACAAGAAAGCCGCUUCUAAAUCAUUCUUGGAAACUUUUAUUUGUGGGAGAAAUAGAUUAGAGAAUGGUUCCGCAGUGUACUUGGCCCUGGGGUUGAAAAGUCACUCCGAAGGCCUGAAAGUUGUAAAGCUAUAUCAAAACGGUAUCAGGCCUAAAGGUGUUGCUACACUAAUUCAUUACGGUUUACAGUACUUGAAAAAUUUAGAAAUCUUGGAUCUUCAAGACAACACUUUCACAAAGCAUGCCUCUUUGAUCCUUGCUAAGGCCUUACCUACUUGGAAGGACAGUUUAUAUGAAUUGAAUUUGAACGACUGUCUUUUGAAAACUGCUGGUUCAGAUGAAGUCUUCAAAGUAUUCACCGAAGUCAAAUUCUCCAAUUUACAUGUCUUGAAAUUCGAAUAUAAUGAAAUGGCUCAAGAAACCAUUGAAGCAUCUUUCUUACCUGCUAUGGAAAGAGGAAACUUACCUGAAUUAGAAAAAUUAGAAAUCAAUGGUAAUAGAUUAGAUGAAGAUUCCGAUGCUCUCGAUCUGCUUCUAAGCAAAUUUGAUGAUUUGGAGGUUGAUGAUUUUGAAGAGGUCGAUAGUGAAGAUGAGGAAGACGAGGAAGACGAGGACGAAGAUGAAAAACUCGAAGAAAUUGAAACGGAAAAGCUUGAAAAAGAACUUCUAGAAGUGCAAGUAGAUGAUCUUGCUGAACGUUUAGCUGGAACUGAAAUCAAAUAG
Messenger RNA from Saccharomyces paradoxus, 1218 nucleotides. RefSeq names its product GTPase-activating protein RNA1 (gene RNA1). Gene Ontology annotation, biological process: activation of GTPase activity; nucleocytoplasmic transport. The transcript has a single exon. Gene Ontology annotation, cellular component: perinuclear region of cytoplasm; cytosol; nucleus. The record is from RefSeq and is a predicted model, not a curated record. Gene Ontology annotation, molecular function: small GTPase binding; GTPase activator activity. Bases 1 to 1218 code for a protein of 405 amino acids. Lineage: Eukaryota; Fungi; Ascomycota; Saccharomycetes; Saccharomycetales; Saccharomycetaceae.